Messenger RNA from Xiphophorus maculatus (southern platyfish), 3350 nucleotides. RefSeq names its product zinc finger protein OZF-like. Gene Ontology annotation, molecular function: DNA-binding transcription factor activity, RNA polymerase II-specific; RNA polymerase II cis-regulatory region sequence-specific DNA binding. NCBI's taxonomy places the organism in Eukaryota, Metazoa, Chordata, Actinopteri, Cyprinodontiformes, Poeciliidae. The record is from RefSeq and is a predicted model, not a curated record. Gene Ontology annotation, cellular component: nucleus. Gene Ontology annotation, biological process: regulation of transcription by RNA polymerase II; central nervous system development. The transcript is spliced from 2 exons. The coding region runs from base 951 to 2507 and encodes 518 amino acids.
UGUACACAACUUAAAAAAUUCACUGCAUUAAAGUACAAAUGUUGUUUUAAUAACUUAAAAGCAUUUUUGACUCCACAAAACAAAAAGACUUGCAAAACAAAUUUAACUCAUUCUUCCUCUGUAUAAAAUAAGGAAUGGUUUAAAAGAAGUGACAUUUGUAUACAAUGAUUGGCUAAUAGGAAAACAUUAAUGUUAUGGUCAUUCAUCAAAACACCAAGUUUUUCAGGUCAGAAUCAGUUCUGGGUCGUUUUUCAUUUCAGAGCAGCAGACUGGCUAUUUUGGUAGCUUGGAGUAAAAAAGGCAAAGAUCUGCAGCACAGCUGCUUUCUGUGGCUUUUAUUUCACAGAAAAAAUAAAUCCGGGUUUCAUUGGGUCCUUUAAUUAGACUGCUGCCGAGACAAUCAGCAGCAUAAUGCACAGCUUCUUAGAGAAGAAAAAUCUGAUUUAUGGUUAUUUAUUUCUGAACUGAGAAGAGAACGAAGCAAAGCUCGUCAGCUGCAAAACUAAAACAAGAAAAAAAUGGAUGGAGUUUCUGUGAUGCUGCAAUACAGGUGAGGACCUGAAACCGGAUGCAAAGGAGUAUCACUCCAUACUGGAGGGAUGUGACGCAUUAAAUGGCCUGUAAUUCAUUGAUUUGGCUUAAAUUGUGUCUUCACAGAAGAGCCACGGUAACUUCCGGAUUAGUUGUAAGAAAGUCUCUCCGGUAAAUCGGGUUUUAAACACAAAUAAUACCGAAAUACUUCUUCUGCUACUUUUUCUGAGACGUUUUUCACUCAGUUUGGUAAAACAACUCCGCCUAAAGUCAGGCGUCACACCGGAAACUGGCAGCAAGGCUUCCGGUGGAGGAAAACAAAGGGGCUAGGAACGUUAGCUUCCUAUAGCUCGGUUAGCUUCCUGCUAGCAGCCGCUUCCCAGAGCGUGUCCAGGAGGUUCUGGUUCUGUUCAGCAACAAUGUGUUCCGUUGAGCCUCUGAGAGAGUUUAUCAGAGAGAGACUAACUGCUGCUGCUGAAGAAAUCUUCACCCAGCUGGAAAAAACCAUCGUCCAGUACGAGGAGGAGAUCGACCGGCAGCGGAGACUGCUGGACCUCAGCUGGAGACCCCGGGUCAGCUUACAGCGAGCAGACGUCCCGCAGCAUUACAUCUGCAAGGAGGAGGAGGUUCAGACGGACCAGCAGCCCCGCAGCCCGACGGCGGAGGUGCCUUUGAAUCAGGAGGAAAUGGAAUCUGUGCAGAUUAAAGAGGAACACGAUGAGCUUCAUGUCAGUCAGAACGCAGAACUGGUUCUGAAAGAAGAGACGGAUACCUUCAAGGUGAGUCCUGUUCCUGAGCAGGACCGCCCCAGAGAGCCAGGACCAAACAGCGACCUCAAACCGGCGGCUUUUAUGGGUCCUGUUUCUGAUGACGAUGACCUGAGAGAACCAGAACCAAACACGGACCAGAACUCUGCUGAUGCCGAGUACCAGAAUCAGGAAGAAAGCAAUGAAGACGACUCUGGAUCCAGCACAGAAGAGUCUGAGCAAGACAAGGAAAGUCGCAAAACAAAACUAAAAAGGCACCGAAAAAGUGACACCAAUUAUAAUCUGUCAUCUUGCAAAAUUUGUGGAAAAACUUUCACUCAGAAGUAUCUGAUUGCACACAUGAGGAUCCACACAGGUGAGAAACCUUUUAAAUGUUCCACCUGUGCCAAAAAGUUUAUUCUCAAAAGUCAUCUAAAAAACCACAUGAAGAUUCAUAGCGGUGAGAAGCCUUUCUCCUGUCAGACCUGUGGGAAAAGUUUCAUUCAGAGGAUGAAUUUAACUCUUCACAUGAGAACGCACACUGGUGAGAAGCCCUUUCCAUGUGAAAUCUGUAAUAAGACCUUUGCUAGCAGGAGUCAGUUAACUACUCAUGUGAGAACUCACACAGGAGAGAAGCCUUAUGCUUGUAAAACCUGUGGGAAAAGUUUUAGUACCAGAGGUACUUUGAUUAGUCAUAUGAGAAGUCACACAGGGGAGAAGCCUUUCUCAUGUCAGAUCUGUGGACAGAGUUUCACUCAGAAACCAGGUCUCAAAGUUCACUCACGAAAACACACAGGAGAGAAACCGUUCAUGUGUCAAACCUGUGGAAAGAGUUUCAAUCAGAAAAGUGCCUUGCUCACACACAUAAGAACUCACACCGGUGAAAAGCCCUUUUCCUGUUUGACCUGUGGACUGUGUUUCAUCAUGAAGAGCAGUUUGACUCAGCAUAUAAGAACCCACACCGGAGAGAAGCCUUACUCUUGUCAGAUCUGUGGGAAACGCUGCAGUUUAAAGGGUAAUCUGAAGUUUCACAUGAGGAUUCACACAGGGGAGAAACCAUAUUCAUGUCUUACAUGUGGAAAAAGCUUUGCAGUAAAAUGUCAAUUAACUCGUCACAUGAGAACUCACACAGGUGAGAAACCCUUUUCCUGUCAGACCUGUGGAAAGGGUUUUACCAAGAACCUUUAUUUAAUUGCCCACAUGAAAACUCACACAGGCGAGGCGGUUUAACCGAGAGUUCAGCAUGGCAGCCUCACUUCCGUCAGACUGCUCCAGGGCAGCUGUGGCUGCGAUGUAGCUCACAAUCAUCAGUGUGGAAUGCAUGGGUGUCACAAUAGUCGCUGUGAUUGAGACGUCUCGCAAGAAAAUUAAUUCCACUUGAUUCACAGGAGACGUGCAGCUAAAGCUCCAAUUUGGGUUUUCCUCGUUACCUGCUGCAGCUCACUGCAGAAUCAACAAGGUGAAUAACGACUGCAGGCUGCUGAAAACUGGACACAGUAAUGUCCCAACUCUUGACUUCUCCCAGUGUCUAAGGCUACGUUCACACAGUCAGUCUUGAUGUUCAGUUCAGAUUUUAAAUUGAAAUUCUUUUAUUUUUUGAUAAAAUCCACUUUUUUCUGUGUGGUUGUUUGUGCCGCAGACAUAAUAAAGAGUAGACACGUCAUGCACCGCUCUAGCCUGUUGUCGCUGACAGGGCGGCCAUCUUGGAUGGACGUUAUGUUUGGCAGGUGCUAUGAAGUAUCAGCACACUUAAUAACAACUUGCUAAAUACUAAACAGAUUUUCAUGCUUUUUUGCUGUAAACCUUAUUCAAACUUUUAUACCUACAUGUACAAGAACAUUUACUUUUUAAAGUAUUUUUGAAUUUGAUAUGUGGUUCAGCAUAUUUAAAUAUCCUUACUGGGGAGAAUAAAAUAUCCUGAUUUGAUCUAUGAUGGUUAUUUUACAACCACAUAGACACAAAUAGAUUUUAUAAUUAUUUAUUUAGUAAUGGCAAUACAUAUUCAUAUAAAUAUACAAACACAAAUUAAUACAAAUAUAUAUUAAGCUAUACAUUUUAUAUUGAAAUGCACAU